UCUGAAGAAAAUCAUGUAGGGCUCUGUUGCACCAUGACUGUUUUACGUGCUGUAUCCACGAUUUCAUUGCCUCAAUAAUGUGAUUUCUAACCUCCGAUUUCUUCGCUGGAUGCAAUGAAACUCUCUAGAACCUGUGCCGGUCCUCCUGUUUCGUCUUCAUUUUUCUUUAGAGUUGACAGAAACAAGACUUUGUGGAGCAAAGAAGGGUUGCAUUGGAGAAAUGCUUGCGCAGGCUAUGUUCACACUCUGCUCUCAAGAACAAUGAUGAGUUGAAAGUGUUUCUUCAGGUGCAAGGGAAUUUGCCGCUACCAAUGAGCACUGAUGUGGCCUCUAGGAUGUUGGAUAUUGUGGCUGUUUGGUGACAGCGGAGCCUCCGCCGGUCUAGUGCAUGAGGUGAUUCAACCUGCAAGAGGAGGUAGGGAUUCAAGGAGCUGAGGCAGUCAGUUUUUUUAAUGACUGGGAUGAAUCAAAACCACCCGUUGUUGAAGAAGAUGAAGAAUUUUUGGAAAAGAAGGAGAAGAUGCAUAAUCUUGAGCUUUAAAUUAUCAAUGCCUCAACGGGUAAGAAUCCCUUGUGAAGGCACAUCAAGACAUGGGGGAAACCAUGGGUGAACUGGGAUUAGCAUUAUUAUGCAGCACAUUACCAUUAGAAGGAAAGUAAGUAAGUAAACGUGGAACGAUCAUGGAAAGAAAGGAGAAAACAAGUCUACUUGAUAGGAUCUUUUCUUGGUCUAUCAAAGAUAUUCUAAACAAAGAUCUCCACAAGCAAAAGGUAAAGACUAUACCAGACAAGUUUAGUUCCGUUCAUGAGUACUUUAAGUGUUUUGUUCCUCAUCUACUUGAGGAAACACGAACCGAGUUGUUCUCAAGCUUCAAAUCGUUGUCGAAAGCUCCUCUGUUUGAAAUAAGUUCCUUGUUGGAGACAAGGAAAAAGGAAUCAAGUAGAAGUUCAUUAAACAAGUUGUUCUAUGACAUAACAAUUAAGGAUGCAGUGAGCAAUAGUGGAAAGUAUCAGCCAAAAUGUGGAGAUCUUAUUGCUCUGACAAAGGAAAGGCCUAGACGAAUCGAUGACUUGAAUCCUUUACUUCUUGCCUCUAUUUCUGUUGAUAAUUAUCCAAAUAUCUCUGUCAUUUUGUCAAGAUUAAUAUCCCCUGAUGAGAAAAGUUCACUCGGUUUCGGUGUUUCUCUCAUGAAUCCAACUACAAACAAUCGUAUAUGGAAUGCUUUGCACCAUGAAGCUCCCAACUUUGAUAUCAUCCAGAGUGUUCUUCAGCCAACUUCUUUGGGUAUGGAGCAAACUGUUUCUUCUAGAACGUGGGGACAAAAUGUUUUGGAUAUAAUCUGUUCAGCGAAAUUGAACUCUUCACAAGAGGCUGCAAUAUUGAGCUGCCUUGAGACAAAUCACAAGAAGAGUGUGAAUCUAAUAUGGGGACCUCCUGGUACAGGUAAAACAAAGACGGUUGCUACUCUUCUCCUUGUACUUCUCAAUCUAAGGUGGAAAACAGUUGUGUGUGCUCCAACAAACACAGCUAUUGUAGAAGUAACAUCGAGGCUAUUGGCUUUAUCGAAGAAAUCUUCAGAACACGCAACAUAUGGGUUGGGGAAUAUUGUUUUAGCUGGAAGCCACAAAAGAUUGGGUAUUAAUAAUAAUGAUCAUCUCCGCAUAGUCUUUCUUGAUCAUCGCAUCAGUAAACUUCGUAAACUGUUUUCACCAUCUUUUGGGUGGAAGCAGCGUUUGAAGUCAAUCAUUGGUUUUCUUGAGAACACGGAAUCUAAGUACGACAAAUAUGUCCGUACAUUAAAGGAUGUUGGAGGGAAGAAGAAAAAAGCUGAAGAGAUGAAGAAGAAGAAUCAACAAGUUGUAAACAUUCCAACAUUUGUAGAGUUUGUAAAGAAGAACUUCAAUGGACUAAGUGAAAAGAUGGAGACAAAUAUGGUUGAUUUGUACACACAUAUUCCCAAUUCUUUCAUUUCAUCUGAAGAUGUGGAGAAAAUGAUCGCAGCCCGUCAAGCUCUUCAGCGUGUCAGGUAUCUCUUGCAGGAGAAUUCUUUGAGAGUUGAAUCUAAGAAAGGUAGUUUCAAAAGACUUAUCCGUGUUGAUUGCUGCCUUCAGGCUCUACUUUUGCUUCCCAAAAGUUUUGAUAAGUUUCCAAAUAUUCUGAAGAGCGACGAUAUAAGGAACUUUUGUCUGCAAAAAGCAGACAUAAUCAUCUGUACAGCAUCAGGUGCUGCAGAAAUGAAUGCAGAAAAGACAGGAAAUGUAAAAUUUGCUGUAAUUGACGAGGCGGCUCAGCUUAAAGAGUGUGACUCAGUUGCUGCACUGCAACUUCAGGGACUGCGCCACGCCAUUCUAAUAGGAGAUGAGUUUCAGUUGCCUGCAAUGGUUCACAGUAAUGAAUGCGAAAAGGCGAAGUUCGGAAGAAGCUUGUUCGAGAGGUUGGUUUUACUCGGUCACAACAAGCAUUUGCUUGAUAUUCAAUACCGAAUGCAUCCUUCUAUUAGUCGUUUCCCCAAUAAGGAGUUCUAUGGUGGGAGAAUUAAAGAUGCUUCCAUUGUUCAAGAAAGCAUUCUUCAAGGAAACAUGUUUGGUUCAUUCUCUUUUAUCAAUGUUGGACGUGGAAAAGAAGAGUCAGGUGAUGGACAUAGUCCCAAAAACAUGACUGAAGUUGCUGUGAUUUCUGAAAUUAUAUCCAGUCUUUUCAAAGUUUCAAGUGAAAGAAAGAUAAAGAUGAGUGUUGGAUUAAUUACACCUUAUAAAGGACAAGUCAGAGCAAUCCAGGAGAGAAUCAGAGAUAAGUACAGUUCCUUAUCAGGUGAGCUUUUCACUUUGAAUGUUCGGUCGGUAGAUGGGUUUCAAGGUGGUGAAGAAGAUGUUAUCAUCAUCUCCACCGUUAGAAGUAACAGUAACGGGAAGAUUGGAUUUCUCAGUAACCGUCAAAGAGCCAACGUGGCACUGACUCGAGCAAGGCACUGUUUAUGGGUGAUCGGAAAUGAGACAACACUGGCUCGGAGUGGUUCGAUUUGGGCAAAACUGAGAAGGGACUCGAAGAGGCGCAAAUGCUUCUAUGAUGCUAUAGAUGAUAAAGGGUUGAGAGGUGCCAUGAAUGAUGCUUUGCUCUGGACCAAAAAGAAAGGGAGAAGAUGAAUUCUAUGUCAUUCUUUAGUGAAGUCCUCUGUUUGCAUUCAUUACAAGAAAUGUGGUUAGUUUAGGAGAUCUUUCAGGUAAAGUUGGAGUUGCAGCUUGUCUUUCUGAACCUUCAUCUUUGAAGAUAUGAAUGUGAUAUUACUAGAUCCAGUGUUUGGCUUCCAUUAUGUUUGAGAAAGCAUCAUUGCAAUUUGUGAAACGAAUCACCUUUUUGGUUGAAUCUAAGUUUUUUCAGACAUCCUUCUUGCCUUUUUUGUUCAAUGUUAAUCCAUUUAUGGCAUCAAGAAUGAA
Molecule: messenger RNA, 3435 nt
Organism: Camelina sativa (false flax)
Lineage: Eukaryota; Viridiplantae; Streptophyta; Magnoliopsida; Brassicales; Brassicaceae
Product: helicase sen1
Molecular function (GO): helicase activity
Source: RefSeq, a predicted model, not a curated record